This is a messenger RNA of Glycine soja, 1562 nucleotides long. RefSeq names its product protein PELOTA 1-like. Gene Ontology annotation, biological process: ribosome disassembly; nonfunctional rRNA decay; nuclear-transcribed mRNA catabolic process, no-go decay. The transcript is spliced from 2 exons. The record is from RefSeq and is a predicted model, not a curated record. NCBI's taxonomy places the organism in Eukaryota, Viridiplantae, Streptophyta, Magnoliopsida, Fabales, Fabaceae. Gene Ontology annotation, cellular component: cytoplasm. Bases 234 to 1313 code for a protein of 359 amino acids.
CAAGUUGAUGCCAAUAUCUAUAAUACCAUGUUAAAACACAUUGAUUCCAAUCCAAGUUAAACAAACAAUUAGGAGAACCUAUACUCGAUCGGAAGAAGAGAGGAGAUCGAGGAAAACAACACCACCAGGUCACCUCUCUCUCUUCCUAUAUACGUUAAUUGUUUUCUUCCUCCACGUAAACUUGCCCUAAUAAUAUCACCAAAAUUUAACCUAAUUUCUGAAUCCUACAACAAAUGAAACUCUUGGAAAAGGAUUUCGCGGUGAACCAAACCGGAACUGCGAAGCUCGUGGCCGAAGAACCCGACGACGUGUGGCUCCUCUACAACCUCAUCCUCCCCGGCGACAUCGUUUCGACCGACACCACCCGCAAGGUCCACCUCGAUUCCUCCGCCAAGAAGAACACCGCCUCACGUGUGAAACUCACCCUCGACAUCAAAGUCACGUGCCGUGACUUCCACAAAGACUCCUCCACUCUCCGACUCCACGGCCGCAACCUCCAACCCAACCAGCACGUCGCCGCCGGCUCCUUCCACACCCUCACCCUCGAACCCCACAAACCCUUCCACCUCCGCAAGAAGCUUUGGCAAAACGACGCCGUCGAAACCCUAAACGAAUCCACCGAGAAUUCCAAUCCCAAUACCAAUUCCCCCGACCUCGCCGUCGUUCUCUUCCACCCGCACCAUGCGGAGAUUCACCUUAUCGCACAGGGAGUCGCCACGCGCUGCACCAAGAUCGAACCCUCUUCAAACUCCAGAAACUCCGUGUAUUUCCGACAGGUGUUCGCGGCGUUCGUGAAGCGCGUGGAUUUUAAGGUUGUGAAGCGCGUGGUGAUAACGAGCGAGGAGUUUCGUAGGUUUGUGAUGUCGGAAGCGAGGAAGUCGAGGAUGCGGUCGAUCGAGGAGAACCAGUCGCGAAUAAUGGUCGUUGCGGGCGGUGAUAGUUUGGAGAAAGUGAUGGGUGACCGGGCGGUGAUGGAGUUGGUGAAGGACAAGAAGGUGGCGGCGUUUAGAGAGUUGUGGGAGAUGGUGUGCGACGAUUCGGACCGCGCGUGUUAUGGACCUGCGGAGGUGGAGCGUGCGCGUGAGAUGAGGGCCAUUGAGACACUUCUGAUAACCGAUGAUCUUUAUAGGAACGAAGAUGUUGAGACGAGAAAAAAGUACGCGAGUUUGGUGAAGUCGGUGAAAGAGGGUGGAGGAAAGGCUUUGGUGUAUUCGUCGAUGCAUGUUUCUGCACCGCAACUCGCUCAACUCACGGGUGUUGCGGCAAUUCUCAGGUUUCCCUUGCCUGAACUCGAAGAUGUAAAUGGGUGCUGAUUUAUUGUACAUAUUGGUUUUAGUUAUUUGUUUGUCAUGUUUAAUUAAUGUCUUUUUAAUUUCGCCAAUUGUUGAUUAUAUAAUCUCCGGAUGAAGCCAGGGAGAAUGUGAAUUGUCGUUGCUACAGCAUGUAAUUAUCUGGGUUUGUGUAUAUAUGUGUUCUAAAUAUUAUUGUUUGCAUUGUGUGAGAAAUUGAGAAUGCGAGUUGGAGAAAACUCAAAAAAUAAAUAAAACCAUUGUCCUUCUCAA